Messenger RNA from Trichoplax adhaerens, 1380 nucleotides. RefSeq lists its product as uncharacterized. Lineage: Eukaryota; Metazoa; Placozoa; Uniplacotomia; Trichoplacea; Trichoplacidae. The record is from RefSeq and is a predicted model, not a curated record. The coding region runs from base 1 to 1380 and encodes 459 amino acids. The transcript has 4 exons.
AUGGCAAACAAAUCUCUCAAGUUGGUUAAUACCCAAAAAAUUUAUGAUCUCUAUGUGGAUGCUUGUCGAUGGCGCCAUGAUGAAGGAAACCCGCACCUGGCUAAUUCCUAUUUCGACAAAGUGAUCGAUGAAAUUCAAUCUUCAGCAAGACUUACCUUCGAUUGGAGAUUACGCCGAAUCGUAUUCGGUUGUUAUUUUUGGAGCUUUCAAAUUUAUACCCGACAUGGAAUGGCAACCGAAGCCAAAGCGGCCUAUUUGAAAGCUGACAGUAUUGCUCACCAAUUGGCAAAUAGAUCUAAUGCGAAUGCUGACAGCAUGAAGAUAGUUCUCAGACGGCAAACUAGCUUGUCCCUAGCCGUAGAGGAUCCGAAAUUUUGGUUGAAGAUUUUACUGCAAAAAUUGGGUUUUCCCGCAGCCGCUAUCCAAACCUAUCUAAGAGCUUCGUAUCAGUACCAAAACUAUCAACCCGCGAACGACAACAUUGACUCGGAGCAUCGCAACACUACCUUCACUAUGGGAAAAAAUUCACCCGACAAGUACGGUGAUCCCGCGUUCGAAUCUGUCGAUUCCAUCAUACUCUAUCAUGGACAUCAUCACGAUAGGAUCAAGUCUUGGCCGGGUUAUCAGCAACCAAAUCAUCCUUGUGAGAACUUACUGGAGAACAUGAAUCCAAAUGUCACUGUUUCAAAAAUGGAAAUUUUCAACAGCGAUGACGCAUCCAGUCUAUUCGUUGGUAGCGACGCAAAACAAUGCAAAAAAGAAAAUCAAUUUUUCGCAUCACCACCAGGAAAGCGUUCUUUUAAUAAAGAAUUCACGGAUGCUAACCCUGCUCAUCGUCAACCUGAAAAGACUAGCGAAUUCGACCAUUUAUUCUUCUGUCGGUCGUACAUCAUACGCACAACAGGCCAAGCUAUCUAUUUACGGUUGGUUUUCGUACGCCAUGGCUACCAAUAUAAGCCUAAACCUUACCCUUCAAGAUUCAAUCAACUUGAAAUUUCAAAUAAUUUUAAAGCAUCCAUUCCACUAAGUGAAAACGAGCAGUAUGAAGUUCGAUUCACGCCGAAGCACCUUAUGCUAGACGAGCUGGAAAGGGAGAAAAAUUCAAUGGUCAGGCCUCUACGACUAAACAAUAAGGACCAUAUCUUGAUAUCGUAUCGAUGCAAGGAACGAAGCACAGCCGUUAUACUACCUGAAUUGUGCCAGAUCACAAUUCAUAAUUCCAUGGGUUUGGAGAUCGAUUCGAGUUUUAUCCCAAGGCCUAUUGCUGAGAAGCCCAAUGCUGAAACAUUGGAUGCUAACCAAAAUAAGAAAUCAUCAGUCACAGACAAAAACAAUUCAUUAUCAGACAGGCAUGUUGAUACGCAUCAUAAUUAUUUAUAG